Molecule: messenger RNA, 392 nt
Organism: Paramecium sonneborni
Lineage: Eukaryota; Ciliophora; Oligohymenophorea; Peniculida; Parameciidae
Source: the annotation of a GenBank genome assembly
AUGUUUAUUUUCAUUCUCUUAGUAAUUUAUGCAAUAAAAUUCACAAUUAAGAUUGAUUCAAUUAAAUAUAAUAAUGUUCAGGCAUUCUAAAAGAAGGAGUUUGCAAUGAAUACUGAUUUAUAAAUGGUUGUAAUGAUAAAAAACCUAAUAGUAUGUAGAUUAAUAUUGUUAUGAUUGUACAUGUCAAAAAUUUAGAAAUAGUUUUGACUAUCUUGAUUCUCAACCUUAAGAAUAUUUUGAAAGAUGGUUCUAUAUUGAUGGUGGAAUUACUGUAAAAUAGACUUUGUACUUGUGCAUAUAAAAUAUCAAUUUUAGAAGGGAAAAAAAAAGAAUUCCUUUUUGAAAUUAUUGAAUAAAUAAAGAAGGAUUUAUUGGUUUAUUAUGAUAAAUGA